AUGAAGGUAGGUCAACUUAAGUAUAUUGAUAGUAUGCAAUUUAUGAAUUCUAGCUUGGCCUCUCUUAUAAAGAAUUUGGCAGAUCACAAAGGAAUCUUUUCUCAUGAGUACAUAGACUCUCAUGACUGA
Messenger RNA from Funneliformis geosporum, 129 nucleotides. Lineage: Eukaryota; Fungi; Glomeromycota; Glomeromycetes; Glomerales; Glomeraceae. The record is from the annotation of a GenBank genome assembly.